AUGGGAACCUGCAGGAAGCUUACAACGGCGGACUGCGGCAAGCUCUGGCGGCCCUGCGGCGGCGCCGCGAAGCGGCUGGGCUGCUCUGGCGCCCAGCUGCAGUGCGGGGACAACGCGUUCUGCGCCUCCCCCGGGGAUACGCGCCUCGGGACGCCGCGCUGCCUGCCGCUGCCGCCGAAAUGCGGCCGGCUCGGCAACGCGUGCUGCCCCGCCAACAAGGACGGCAUCGUGCGGGAGCGGUCGUUUGUGGACAAGAAGACACCCGUGCCGUUUUGCAACGAUGGCGACAGCAUGUGCGUUUGGGCCUACGAGGACUUCACCAAAUACGGUACAUCACAGUUUCCACAAUCACCUGGUGUCGAGCCCUACAAAUGGGACGGCCUGUUCCAGCGCGGCUACGGGCGGUCGCGCUGCAUCGCGCUGCCCAAGAGCUGCGGUCAGCCGGGCGAGGUGUGCUGCGCCAGCAUGUUGGACCAGCGCAUCAGCGGCCUGGUGCACAACCGCCUGUUCCCCUACCAGCCCUGCAAUUACCGCGCGUCCGGCAAGAGCGGCAUGUUCUGCAGGGGCCAGUGGCAGGGGGGGCUGCUCAACAGCGACGUUGUGCUGGGCACCUGCAGUUUCAACACAGACGACUGCGGCAAGCCUGGCAAGGCAUGCUGCAUGAACGACAUUCCCGAGGUUGGGGGCGCUGUGGGCACCUGCACCAAGGGCUCCAAGCAGCAGGGACCUCACUACUGCAACAAGAAGUAUACCUGCGAGAAGUGCCCCUCCAAGCUGCAGACCAAGGAGCAGCGCGAAAACUGUUUCGCAGGCCAGGGCCGCGGGGGUUGA
Monoraphidium neglectum is the source of this 831-nucleotide messenger RNA. RefSeq lists its product as hypothetical. NCBI's taxonomy places the organism in Eukaryota, Viridiplantae, Chlorophyta, Chlorophyceae, Sphaeropleales, Selenastraceae. The transcript is spliced from 4 exons. Bases 1 to 831 code for a protein of 276 amino acids. The record is from RefSeq and is a predicted model, not a curated record.